UCAUGGUAAAGUGCAUAAUUAAUUCCGGACACUUGGCAGGGCCAAUUAAACAAACUGGUUUUAGAAUGCUCCAAAAAUAACAAUAAUCGCCGGAGAGCAAUGCCAAUUAAUACCACCUGUGGCUACUGCCGCCUUUCCCGCGCCAAGGUAAAGACACGUGAACGGGGCAAUCCGCUGAAUCACCUUUUGCCAACGCUGCGCACCACUGCCUUUCAAAGUUUGAUUUUGUGAUUUUUUUCGAAACACACUGGCAGAAUUCUCCAAGGAGAGAGAGAGAGAGUGAGUGAAUUGCGAGCUUUCGAUCGUUUUUUUCCAGCUGUUCCAUUAUGUCAAAGCAUCAAAAGCGUUCUAACACUCGCAUCGAGCGGUCGCGAUCGGUUUAAGGUGUCCAUCUAGCUUAUCGGUUUUACGUGCGCAUCUCACGUAGCAGAUAAGGGAUUUUUCCGUAAUAUCCAUAAUGACAAGUGCCGCCGAAUUACAAGGCCAAGGAUCCUAUGGAGGGUUCUACUUCGGCUUCUGCACCCUGAUCUCGCACGUUCUUCUGGCGGGGAUCACCGCAGCCAUUGUUUACAAGUGUCUGGUGCUCAAGUUGGUACACACCGCCGGACAUGCCUUCUACUGCACAAUCGCCUUUGUGUUCUUCAUGGGCGAGGCGCUUUUGGUGCGAAAUAGCACAUAUUUGGAGUCCUGGUUGGGUCCUUUGAACCUGAACCGUCUCCAUGCUGUCCUGGGUCUGUUGGCAUUCCUGGUUGGAGUCGGCGGGAUCGGCAUCAAGACGUGGCAGAAGCUGGAGCGCAAACGCGAAGAUCCCAAUGCUACCGUGCGACACUUCAAGACCAACCACGGCUUCUAUGGUAUUGUUGGCUGUGCUCUUCUGCUGGGCAGCGUUCUCAGCGGUCUUCCGCUGUAUUUCAUCAGCGGGGGCUUCACCUUGAAAACGCUCCAUCGAUUCUUCGGACUGGCUGGAUUCCUAGCUCUAAUGGUCUCGCAAAUGUUCGGCUACAACACCGGAUUCGGCCGGCGACAGUGGAAGCCGCAUCAACAGAAGCUCUUCAAGUUCUUCACAUUCAUCGCUACAAUUACGACUGCAAAUUACGAAUUUCGGAGAUUUGUACGAGAUAUUGCUGGUUGGGCGACAAAUUAUUUUAUUGGAUCGGAAGCAGCAGAAGCAAGAGAGGAUCUUUGAGGAUAUAGCAAUGAGCGAGUCUUAUUACUCUGGAAAAUCAACACAUCAGGGCGUUUUUGGGGAGGCAACCAAUUCCGCGAGAAAGUAUUGUAGAUAUAUUAAUAGCUCUCAAAUAGUUAAUUCGGAAAUGAUAAGUACCCCCAACAAGAAAUACAUUUUUAUUGUGAAUUGUGAAUUUUGUUUAUAUAAAGUUCGCAAGCGAUUUAAAUAGUAUAAAAAUUUUGUUAUCUAGUUAGUGAAGGUUUAAGUUUUCCAUGUCUACUUGACCACCUUAUCAAUAAAUACAAGAACCAAGAAUCAUUUUCA
Messenger RNA from Drosophila gunungcola (fruit fly), 1492 nucleotides. RefSeq lists its product as uncharacterized. Gene Ontology annotation, molecular function: transmembrane monodehydroascorbate reductase activity. The transcript is spliced from 3 exons. The record is from RefSeq and is a predicted model, not a curated record. The coding region runs from base 458 to 1186 and encodes 242 amino acids. Lineage: Eukaryota; Metazoa; Arthropoda; Insecta; Diptera; Drosophilidae.